Trifolium pratense (red clover) is the source of this 2070-nucleotide messenger RNA. Its product is annotated as 4'-phosphopantetheinyl transferase-like. Gene Ontology annotation, molecular function: magnesium ion binding; holo-[acyl-carrier-protein] synthase activity. NCBI's taxonomy places the organism in Eukaryota, Viridiplantae, Streptophyta, Magnoliopsida, Fabales, Fabaceae. The record is from RefSeq and is a predicted model, not a curated record. Gene Ontology annotation, cellular component: cytosol. Bases 251 to 1162 code for a protein of 303 amino acids. The transcript has 9 exons.
UGACAAGUAAAUUUGAAAUCCCUAAAUUUUGGGAUUUCUUUUGCUUCACUCUUCUUUCUGUAGCGACCUGCACUGCUUCAUUCUCGUUCUUUCCGCCGUCGACGAACGCCACUGUUUAAUUUUGAAUUUGGUGGGUCACACGCGAUCCCUCCUCACCGCGUCGCCGCCGUUCAACAUAGCUAUUUCCGGCGCCUUUCUCCAUCCUCACCACGCUGCCCCUAAUUUCUCUGUUAAGCAUUUCAGAUUUUGUAUGAGUUUGAUGUGUUACAACAAACCACGGUUAAUGACAAAUGUAUAUUGCGUCGGAAGGAAUCUCGCUACUGCAUCAUGUUAUUUGCCUCCUGUGCAACUUCCAGCACAAAAGGAAGCACAUUUUUGGUAUGUUUUGCCUAAUGAGGUAAAGUGCAAAAACCUAUUGAACCGAUAUUUUGAAAUUUUAUCACCUUGUGAGAAAGAUAAUGUGCUUCGAAUGCGUGGGGAGGAGCUGAAGAAAAGUGCACUCCUAGCUCGUACAUUGGUUCGCACUACAUUAGCAAGAUACCAGACAAAUUGUAAGAUUGAUCCAAAAUCCUUGAAGUUUAGGAAGAACAAGUAUGGCAAGCCUGAGGUAAACUGGCAAUAUGCUGAUGAUUGGAGCCUACCACCACUACAUUUUAAUAUCUCGCACACUUCUUCUUUGAUAGCAUGUGCGGUAACUGUGGGUUCGCCGAUUGGUAUUGAUGUGGAAGAGAAGCAAAGGAGGUUAAAGAAUGACAUUUUAGCCUUUGCACGUCGAUACUUUUCUCCCCAUGAAGUAGAAAUGCUGGCUCACAUUGUAGAUCCUGAGCUUCGGCGUCAGGAGUUUAUAAAGUUAUGGACUUUGAAGGAGGCAUAUGUAAAAGCACUGGGAAGGGGCUUCUCAGCAUCACCUUUUAAUACUUUCACUAUUAGAUUAAGAGAUCAUAUGAAAGGAGGCAUCCAUGAUCCACCUCAUGUGAUUUCUAAGGAAGCUGAAAUUUCUGUUGAGCCUUCUGGUGACCUUAAGAAUCUCUCAAGCAAUUGGCAUUUUGUGCUUCUAGAGUUACUUGGUUCUCAUUAUGCUUCCAUUUGCAUAGAAAAGGACAGCACCAGUGCAGGAAUAAUUUUUAUGGAGAUGGAUGAUAAUGAAGUCGAUUUAGCCUGACCGUCAAAAGACUUCAAUGAUCUAGAAAAUACGUCGGAGGAAUGGAUUCCUACGUGCGACGAUGAACUCAAACCUCUGAUUGGGAUUGGCAAGAUAUUUGAUACUUUAAUAGGAGGUAAUUUUUAUAAAAAUUAUGCACAUGUUGGUUUUAAUGUGCCUAGUUCGACCGAAACAAAAAAUAAAAAUGGUUUCAAAUGAAAAUAUUUUCUUUGCUUAAAGAAUGUUUUAAAAAGGGAAAAAAAAAGGUAGACUCUCCUCAAUUGCUUGUUAGGAAAAUAGUUCGUCUAAAAAUAGAAAAAGAAAAUUGACACGGGAGGGAUGUAACGCAAGAAUUGUUUUCAAGAGAACUAUUGAGGAUAAAUAUGAAGUCUCAUGAAGGUCAUUCACAUGAACUAGUCACACCUAGAAAGAAACAAUUCUUAAGGUCGACGAGAGUGUAAAUAGUGUUCAUAAGAAUAUAUUGUUUUCCUGCGAUAGAACUAAUGUAGGAACUUCUAAAAGUUAUAAAAUAAUAAAGGAGCAAGUUGGAAGUUAUGAAAAUAUAGGAUGCACACAAAGAAAUUUGCAAAACUAUUCAAGAAAUUUGAAAGAAUUGAUGAAAGACUCUCAUGUUGAUAUGUUUAUUGAUAAUUUUAGAAGAAACAUGAGAUGAUCCAUUCAUUUUUCUAUGAUUACUGAGGCUGAUAAUCAAGGAAAGCUUAAAUGUGUGUUUUGAGCUGAUGGUAUUUGUCGAAAAAAUUACUCUUCGUUUGGAGAUGUGAUUGCAUUUGACACAACAUAUCGUAGAAUAAGUAUUUUAUGAUUUUUGCACCUUUCACUGGCAUAAAUUCGCCAUAGCAUAACCUUUGGGGUUGCACUUUUAUCCGAUGAAACAACAAAGGAGUCGUUUGUGUGGUUGUUUGAGGCAA